Messenger RNA from Paraphaeosphaeria sporulosa, 1359 nucleotides. RefSeq lists its product as uncharacterized. The record is from RefSeq and is a predicted model, not a curated record. The transcript has 2 exons. Lineage: Eukaryota; Fungi; Ascomycota; Dothideomycetes; Pleosporales; Didymosphaeriaceae. Gene Ontology annotation, biological process: endosome transport via multivesicular body sorting pathway; protein transport; late endosome to vacuole transport. Gene Ontology annotation, cellular component: ESCRT III complex; multivesicular body. Bases 433 to 1116 code for a protein of 227 amino acids.
GCAAUCCUGCACCAAUUGAAGAUGUUUGGCAGCCGCAGGCGGUGAGGGCGACCAAUUUUCGCAGAGUCUCUGGUGGCCUGUGGCGGGCGGGCUGCGUCUGCCUGCCCCGCGAACGCCAACGUCACUGCGCUUGGGCCACGACGCUCUCUCGCCGAAGCGUAGUGAGCGAUUCCGAGGCUGCCCAUGGACACUCCCCUCCCCCGUGAAGCAUCGCGCAUGCGCCCUCAACCGCCGCUUCAACCUUCGCACGUCCACUGGCAACCUGUCGAUCAAGUGCACGCGCCCGUAGAGUUCUGCGUCGCCCUGCCCAGCCCCACGCUCCCAACCAUUGUGCUCAGCUAUCGACUGCAUCCCGCAAGUCGGCGCCCGUGAUCGUAACCAAGGAACACCCGCCGCCCGACCGCUAGUCGGUUCCACCUGGGCAAACCGACCAUGGAGACCAUUCGCGGUCUCCUCUGGAAACCGACGCCGGAAGAGCAGAAACGCAAAUGCAAUGCGCUCGUCCGGCAAAACGUGCGCAAGCUCGACCGAGACAUCAUGCAGCUCAAGCAGACCGAGGCCAAAACGAAGAACUUCAUCCUCCAAUCGUCGAAGCGCGCUCAAAAGAACCCGUCCAUGGCCAAGCAGGCUAACCAAGAUGUCCGAACCUUCGCGCGUGAACUUGUGCGCGUACGAAAGCAAAGUAGCCGACUACAGACGAGCAAAGCCCAGCUCAACUCAGUGCAGAUGCAGGUCAACGAGGCCUUCUCUGUGCGCAAGAUCGAGGGCAGCAUACGCGCCUCCACAGGCAUCAUGAAAGAUGUGAAUACGCUUGUACGACUGCCGGAGCUGACGGGGACCAUGCGGGAGCUCUCUUCUGAGCUUAUGAAGGCCGGCAUCAUCGAGGAGAUGGUGGGAGACACGCUCGACGACAGCGCAUUGAUGGAAGGGGAAGACGAGGAGGCUGAAGGCGAGGUCGAUAAGGUCUUAUCGGAGAUACUGAAGGACAGAUUGCCACCAAGCAAGGCAGCCGAAGAGGCGCUUCCUGCCGCGCCAGUCGAGGCAGAGGAGGAGGAAGAAGACAACGAAGAGAUGCUGAGACAAAUGAGGAACCGUCUGCAAGCUCUACAGAGCUAGCGUUUGCGAGUCACAUGCGGCAUGGUCUUAUAGAAGUCAGGCAUGGGUGGUGUUUUACGGACAUGGAGCGAUUGAUGUUUACGGGUUUAUGUGUAGCCUAUUUGGAGGCAUUUUGAUUUCUAACAUUUGAAGGUCUAUGGUGAAUCAUGUGGAUGUAGACGCAAGUCUAAAGAAGGCCCUCCAUUAUCAUGCAGCCGGCGACUUGAUACCAUAGGAGUCGAAUGGAAAGUUCUCUAGUGUGUC